AUGGACAUAUACAAUACAUCAGUGCUCCAGGGAGUCUUCCCUGAUCAGCUAAAACGUUCUAUCGUCGUUCCCAUUCCAAAAGUGUCACCACCUCAGACUAUUGAGGACGAUUUAAGACCUAUAUCACUCACAGCUCAGGUAUCUAAAGUGAUGGAAGGAUUUAUGCUACAGUCCCUCAUGUCGGAAGUGGGUCUUAAAUUGGAUCCAAAGCAAUUUGCUCUUCCGGGAAAGUCAACCACUCAGGCACUCGUUUAUCUCCUACACUUGAUUCAUGCUGCUUUAGAUCAAGGCCACUGCUCUGUAAGAAUCUUUUUUGCUGAUUUCAAAAAAGGUUUUGAUCUCGUCGACCAUAAUGUCAUUAUUGAUGAACUUUUAAAAUUACAAGUGAGCCAUUAUAAGAUGGAUAAAGUCGUUCCUUACCUCCCGCGAACAGUGUGUUAAAAUCGGACCAUCCUUUUCCUCAUGGAAACCCGUUAACGGUGGCCUACCUCAAGGAACUAAACUUGGCCCUCUUCUCUUUGCCAUUUUAGUCAAUUCCCUCCUACAGGACUGGAAUGGGCGGAUAAAGUUUGUAGACGAUGCUACUGCACUAGAAAUUGUUCCACGUUGCUCUCCUAGCUUGCUACCUAUUCUUGUAAAUGAUGUAUCUCAGUAUGCCUCAAGUAGAGGAAUGAAGCUUAACAGUAAGAAAUGUAAGGAGAUGACAAUAUCCUUCCUCCAAUACCACCUUCCGCUUGAUAAUGCGAUCUAUAUAGAUGGUUCGCCGGUGCAAUCAGUAUCCUCCUUUAAACUGCUCGGUGUGCUACUGAGAGAGGAUCUAUCUUGGUGUGAUCAUGUCGACUAUGUGAUUAAAAAAGCAAAUUCUAGACUCUAUGCAUUGCGGAAGUUAAAAAAGGCUGGGUUAAGCGAUAAAGACCUUGUCACUAUAUAUUCCUCCUUCAUUCGGUCCCGAAUUGAGUACGCUUCACCUGCGUGGUCAACGCUGACCCAAGGCCAGUCUGACCUUAUCGAAUCGAUACAGAGAAGAGCAUUACGUAUCUUGCUUCCCGAAAUGUCGUAUCAAGACGCAUUGAAUUAUACUGGUCUAAAAAAGUUAAGUACGCGUAGACAUAAUUCCUGCGAACAAUUUAUUCGGAAAUUGAAGCUUGACAAUGGUCCUAUAAAUCCUCUUAAGGAUGUUGUUGCAACUCGUAUACAUCCAAAUACUCAUAAUUAUAAUCUUAGGCCGAAUCAAGCUGGUCACUCCAAACGAACACAGAACGUUUUCAAAAUUUUAUAA
Paramuricea clavata is the source of this 1279-nucleotide messenger RNA. The record is from the annotation of a GenBank genome assembly. Lineage: Eukaryota; Metazoa; Cnidaria; Anthozoa; Malacalcyonacea; Plexauridae.